AUGUAUAUCAAAGGGCCACAUGCAGAGCCUGAGCUUCCAGUGCUGCGAAAGCUAAUUCAGGAUAACCCACUCGGUCUUCUUACAACUGCCAUUCCUUCGCCAAACCACCCCUUCCUUCAGAGCACCCACAUUCCCUUUGUUCUGGACAUUGAUGGUGAGGAAGACGAGACAAAGCUUGGCAAGCUACGAGGUCAUCUCGCUAGAGUCAACCCUCAGAGCAAGGCCAUGAUCGAGAACCUCACCGAGAACCCACAUCUCAACAAUGUCAUCGAACAAGAUGUGAUAGUCAUCUUCAACUCCCCUAUUCAACACUACGUUACGCCCAAGUUCUACACAGAGACAAAGCCUACGACUGGAAAGGUCGUUCCAACAUGGAACUACGCGGCCGUUCAAGUCUAUGGCCGCGCCAGGGUCUUUUACGACACCAAAUCAGAUGAAGCAGGCCAGUUCUUGUCUAAACAAAUCUCAGAUCUGAGUCGGCAUGCUGAAACCAAUGUCAUGGGUUUUACCGGCGGUGAUAACCCUGUGGAUUGGAAAGUGAGCGAUGCACCAGACAGGUAUAUCGAGCUUUUGAAGAAAAGCAUCAUCGGAAUUGAGAUUGAAAUUACAUCCAUGGGAGGAAAGUUCAAGAUGAGCCAAGAGAUGGGCAUGGGUGAUCGACAGGGUGUUAUCAAUGGCUUUUCUAAGUUGGAAUCGGAGACUGCGAAGGAGAUGUCCAAGAUGGUGCAGGUUCGAAGCGAUUUGAAGGAAGCAAAGAAGGCGAGUGCUUGA
Messenger RNA from Fusarium poae, 771 nucleotides. RefSeq lists its product as uncharacterized. The record is from RefSeq and is a predicted model, not a curated record. The transcript has a single exon. NCBI's taxonomy places the organism in Eukaryota, Fungi, Ascomycota, Sordariomycetes, Hypocreales, Nectriaceae. The coding region runs from base 1 to 771 and encodes 256 amino acids.